Molecule: messenger RNA, 3966 nt
Organism: Hemiscyllium ocellatum (epaulette shark)
Lineage: Eukaryota; Metazoa; Chordata; Chondrichthyes; Orectolobiformes; Hemiscylliidae
Gene: cebpg
Product: CCAAT enhancer binding protein gamma
Exons: 2
Coding region: 180-653 (157 amino acids)
Biological process (GO): regulation of transcription by RNA polymerase II; DNA-templated transcription
Molecular function (GO): DNA-binding transcription factor activity, RNA polymerase II-specific; RNA polymerase II cis-regulatory region sequence-specific DNA binding
Source: RefSeq, a predicted model, not a curated record
UAUGUGUCUCUGAUUGGUCCAUGACCAGAAAGACCGGCGGAGGGGGUGGGAUCACCGGCAUCGAGCAGCGGCGGGUAACGGCGACGGGUUUUGUCGACCUGCUGUGAAUCACUUACUCCAGAGACCUUGGAAACCCAACGUGAAGGGAGGCCACGUCAUCAAAGGGACUGUUGACCCAAAUGAGUGCACGGCCUGUCAUUUCCACUCAUCCCAAAGAGAACGUGCCUCAGAAUGGAGUGAGCAGAGUGCCACUCCAGGGCAGUAACAGCAGCAGUGUGCAGCAAGUGCCACAGCUCCAUCCAGUCAGCCCCUCGGGGGCUGGCAAGGCCAUGGCACCCAGCAAGCAGAGCAAGAAGAGUGCGAGCUACAACAAGGAGAGUGAAGAGUACCGACAGCGCCGGGAACGCAACAACAUGGCUGUGAGGAAGAGCCGGUUAAAGAGCAAGCAGAAGGCUCAGGACACGCAGCAGCGAGUCAAUGAGCUGAAGGAGGAGAACGAGCGACUGGAAGCAAAGAUCAAGCUGCUCAGCAAGGAGCUGAGUGUUUUAAAGGAUUUGUUUCUUGAGCAUGCCCAUAGUUUCUCUGACAGCGGGCACCCACCGUUCACUGAAACCACUGGCUCUGGGCAGGAGGCUAACACUAUGGGCCAGUAAACAGGGAGGUGGCCAACUGCACCCAGAUCUUGUGGAAAAGGGGUUUGCUUUGAAUUGUCUAUUUUAAUUUAAAUUUUUAAAAUGCAUAUGUUUCUUCUGUUGGUAAGAGCAUUACAUUCAAUGAGUCUGUAUUUGGAGAGUAUUCAGAGCUCUGAAAGCAGAGGAAAAACAGCAAUUUAUACAACGGACUCCACCGAAACUAACAGUGCCCUCAACCAGUGCUCACUCUAUGCAGGAUUGUUCCAUCUUGCUCCUGAGUCUCUUCCCCAACCCCUUUGCUCCUGUCUCCCAAUUAUUCUGUGUUUGUUCAAGUUGAGCUGUAAUGUUGUAGAAAAGGUUGUGGGUUUCCAGUAUCAAGUUUGGUAAGCUGCAGUUUCACUGUUUAUUUCACUGGCUGGGGGAAUACACAGCUGGAAUGUCAGGGUCUGGUACUGAGCAUGGCUCUGCUGACCUUGAGAAAUGCUGUUUUAAACAACUCAUGGCAAUAUCCUGACAGAACCAGACACCAGGGUGCACUUUAACACUCUGGGUAACCCAGUGAGUGUCUCACAAUCAGUAUCUGCAAGGCUUGGAGGGGGUUUGAGACUUGUGGGGUUUUGCUGUCUUGGGGGUGUGGGGAGGUGGUGUGAGUGAAACCCUCUCCUUGCUGUUAUUUUUCUGUCUGGUCCCUGCUGCUUGUUUGGUUUUCCCUUCAGUCUCAGAUUAGCAGCAACUGCUGCUUACUUUAAAGGGAAGUGUACUGACUCUGUCCCAGAGAGUCUCCUCAGGGCUGUUUCAGAAUUUGAGUUCAACUUUUAAAAAGUAGAUAACAGUACAGGGGAUGUAGUAAUGAACCAAUUGGCAGUAUUUAAACGUUGCCUCCUCAUUGGGACUGUUCGAAUUGCUUCCAUUCAGAUUAACAUUCCAGAGUUAACCGGAAUGAUCACAGCCUCCUGCUCAGCAGUCUGUCAGUGUUUGUCAUGUGCUAGCUCUGUUCUUUUUGUUACUGUGAAUCGCUGCGUCCCUUUGUCACCCCCCCCCCCCCCCCCCCCCCCCCUCUCAGUUCUUGCUCUUCACUGGCUUCUUAUUCAUGGCUUUGACGCAGCAGCAAGUGACAUCCCAUUGGAUUGCAGUCUGUCCCUUUUGUGCAGUUACCUGGCACUGCACUGUAGUUGCUGAUAAACAUUGUGCUUGUUUCCAACUGCUCGCACCUUGACCCCCACACCCCAUUACGUUACGCUCACAGUUUGUGAGAUUGCAUUGUAGAGUGUUCCUAGCUGUUACAUGGACACCACACUCUCUGUAUCGGCUCCUUGCACCUUUCCCCUUGGCCCCCUCUUGUUUCCAGGGAUAUUCUGGCUGCUAAUUGCACCAGAGACAGGCAGGUCUCAGAAUAUAAUCCUCCUGCACAUUCUCUCUCAUUUACUACCUGCUGUGUAGCCCUCACUAAAAGAAUUUGCACAAAUGUCUCAAAAUGAAGAUUUCAUGCAUCCAUUGUGAUUUCUUUAAACUACCUUGGGCCCAGUAAUAUGCUGUUAGUAAGCUGCCUUAGUUGAGACAAGAGUUCCCUGGUUUUCUGUGAAAUGAUAUCAGAGAAUUCUUCCACAUCAGUAACUGAGAAGGUAGGCCUCCAUUGUAACAUUUUAUUUACAGCUUCCAGACUUGUAACUGGUAUGGUCUAAAAAGAUGACCGCAGCAAACCCAUUCCUUCAGUACACAGUAUAUUCUGGUAAACGUGCACUCCAUUUAUUCCAAACAGCAGCAGCGUGACAUCUAACCCUUGUAUUCUGAUCUCAAGGUAUAAAAGUCAGCAUUUCAAUCGCCUGUUUCAAUAUUUUCUUUAUCUGCUCAUAACAUUUUAAUGAUCUAUGCACCUGGAUCACUAACUCUCUGUCUUCCUCAUUGUCUUCAGAUAUCCAUCAUUUUGAGAAUGUUUUUUUCAUUUUAGCUUCAAAGUGGAUGGGUUGACGAUUCAGACCAAUCUCUCUCUGCUCCCAGGGCUUCCUAUCUUGGUGCCAUUGUCAAUCUAUUGACAGGACAUGGUCCUCUAGCCCAUCACCAAACUCAUUCAGAUCCCAUUGAGACCACGACCACAACCACAGUCCCUGCAGCAGGAAGUGUCUCAUCAGCUUCCUUCCAAUCAUCACAUACCUCCAUUCUCCCUAUUCUGUGGCUGCUGUGUCAACCAGGUCCAGAAAUUAACUUCAAUUCCAUGAGCUUCAAUAUUAGCUCAGUCUCUUCUGGGGAACUUUAGCAAAUAUCUGUACGAUGUGCAGUGUUGAGAGCGUGGUGCUGAAAAAGCUCCGCAGGUCAGGCAGCAUCUGAGGAGCAGGAGAGUCAAUGUUUCGGGCAUCAGUCCUUCAUUAUGCCUGAAACAUGCUCCUCCUCCUCUGAUGUUGCCUGACCUGCUGUGCUUUUCCAGCACCACACUCUUGACUCUAAUCUCCAGCAUCUGCAGUCCUCACUUUCUAUACAAGAUGUACAAUGCCCAUAGACAUUAACCUUUCACUACUUUAGAAUGACCUCUUCAAGCAACCUCUUCAGAUGGUGGACUGUUUCAAAUCCUUGCAGGUCCUGUCUGAUUAAUUGUUCCUUGUAAUUUCAAUCACCUUACCUUGAAUUCUAGAUUUGAGUGGUUUCCCAUCAGCUGCUGUUAGCAAACUCUGGGCUGGAAUUCCUUGGUUUUCAUUCUCAUUUCCCCAAUAGCAAAGUGACUUGUGCAAUUUUUCUGAUCUAAAGGAAUGGUUCCCAAUUGGAGAACAUUGCUUGAAGAUUAUAAUUGGGGCAAAUUGAGAGAAAGUAGAUACUGAGAAAUAUUCAUUAUAGAAUGUCUUCUCCUUUCUGUAAAAUGUAAGAUUACAAAAAAAAAUGGUGUCCUCAUUUUCCAGGAUCUUUACGAAUCAUUUUUUUUUUAUCAGUAAUUCAAAGCAGUGAAGGAUGUUGGAGAUUUGAGUGGUUGAAUGCCGUGUCCUUGCUGAAUCUGCCACAGUAUUUUUAUACAUAUAGAAUGAAUGACUUUUACUGGUAAUUUCGUAACACUAUUGCAUCUUUUUUUUAAAAAACCCAGUUGUAGGAUUGGACACAUUUUGUCCAUAAGAAAAGGGAGAUGUGCUCUAUAAUGUAUAGAUGAAAUAUUUGAGUUUCGCUCUCUAGGGCCCUAUGAUAAAAUUAUGUUGCUAUAUUUGAAAUUUUUAAAAAAAGUCUUUUUGAAAAGAAAAACCCUGUACAUUUUCUGCUGCAUUAAGGGGAAUCUUAAAAUUGUUGAGAAUGACAUUUUGUAAAGACAAUUGUUGAAUACGUAUUGUACAUUUUAUAAAUGUCCUGUCUGUUUUGA